CCAGCCCAAAGGCCCAGACGCAUAGAGUAGAAGGAAAAAGUCCUGGCAGGCUGCUAACCGUGUCGCUCAGCCGCCCAGUCGCCCGCUUUCCACCUUUCCCCCUCCGCCUGCCUGGCUGAAAGCGUCGUGCCGUGCUGCCCGCCGCCAGCGUCUGCCCUUGUACUCCCUACUUUGUCCAUACGCCCACUCCGGCCACUUGCCUGCUCGGGUGCUUCACUUCUCACGUCUGCCAGCCGUAACCCAUAUUUCAUAACCGGCUCCCCCGAACUUCAGUACUAGAUACCCUUCUCUUCUUAAGUGAUCUUCUCCUUUUCAUGCUCUCCAAUUGAGUGAGAUUGGCCAAUUGCCUUUACCGCAAGUGCUCACCGAUUGGUUUCUUCUUCUGAAACACCAUCACCCAAUCAUGGCCGCCAAUUUCUGGACCUCUUCUCACUGCAAGCAGCUUCUGGAUUCUGAAGAUCUGAAUGUUGUUCAUCAGCUUGAUAGGGAGAGAGGUCUAACUCUUGAAGAUUGCAAGCUCAUCAAGAUCCAUAUGUCCAACUACAUUUCAAGAUUGGCCCAAAAUGUUAAAGUGAGGCAAAGGGUUGUGGCUACUGCCAUUACAUACAUGAGACGUGUUUAUGUCAGAAAAAGUAUGACAGAAUAUGAUCCUCGUCUGGUUGCUCCAGCCUGCUUAUACUUGGCAUCGAAGGCAGAAGAGAGCACAACGCAAGCUAGGCUGUUCGUUUUUUAUACCAAGAAAAUAUAUUCGGAUGAGAAGUACAGAUUUGAAAUAAAAGACAUUUUAGAAAUGGAGAUGAAAAUUUUGGAAGCCCUCAACUAUUACUUGGUUGUGUUCCAUCCAUACAGUUCGCUAACACAGUUGCUGCAGGAUGCUGGGAUGAGCGAUGCAACUCAACUAACUUGGGGAAUUGUGAAUGAUACGUAUAAGAUGGAUCUAAUUCUUAUUCAUCCACCCCACCUGAUAGCAUUAGCAUGCAUAUACAUAGCAAGCGUUUUGAAAGACAGAGAAAACAGCACUUCCUGGUUUGAAGAGCUUCGAGCUGACAUGAAUGUGGUAAAAAACAUAGCGAUGGAAAUAUUAGAUUUUUACGAUAGCCACAAGAUGAUCACAGAUGAAAGGGUAAAUGCUGCAAUGAGCAAGCUGCCUGGGUAAGUAAAAAGCGGGGAGAGCUACAGAUGAUAACGAAGAUUCAGUUGAAGAAUAAUGAUGGUUUGGAUCUGAGACGGAUAUUGUGUACUUACAAUUCAAGGGUCGAUAAAAAAGAUUCAAUAAGUAAGGUAUUUAUUUAACUUCCAUGAAUCCCUUGGGAUAGAACUCCUGAA
Molecule: messenger RNA, 1326 nt
Organism: Cuscuta epithymum
Lineage: Eukaryota; Viridiplantae; Streptophyta; Magnoliopsida; Solanales; Convolvulaceae
Source: the annotation of a GenBank genome assembly